Fragaria vesca subsp. vesca is the source of this 1739-nucleotide messenger RNA. RefSeq lists its product as uncharacterized. The coding region runs from base 300 to 1739 and encodes 479 amino acids. NCBI's taxonomy places the organism in Eukaryota, Viridiplantae, Streptophyta, Magnoliopsida, Rosales, Rosaceae. The transcript is spliced from 2 exons. The record is from RefSeq and is a predicted model, not a curated record. Gene Ontology annotation, molecular function: RNA binding.
CAAGUAUGAAGCUGAAACUCUAAGCGUAGCUCCGUCGGAAGAUGACAAUGAAGAUGAUAACAAAAUGUUGUAACAAGAUUUAGUACACUGUCAUCUAUGGUAAAUAAAUGAGUGGCUGCAUAAGACACAAUUGUAUGAUGACAGCUUUGCUUCAUCCCAGUCAUGAGAAACCAUUAUGGAGAAGUGCUUUGGGUUACUAUCAUGUGCACCAUGCGAGACUGAUGACGUUAUUGUUACACCCAGCAGAGUCUCCCAGAGAAAUAGAUUAGUGUAGGAUAGAAAGCUUCUGAUUGCAUGAUAUGGCGUUGUUGUUGCCUUUCUCAUCGCAAAACUUUUUGCCCAUUGCUUCUUUCCGUUCUGACUUCCUUCCUUGGAAUCCUCACUUAUUUGAAGUCAGCAGAAAUCAUAAAAACAUCAGUAAAACCAAAAACAUCUCUUUUCCAAUUUCUUGCUCAUCUGUUAAAACUGUCCGUAGUCCUUCACUAGACAGGCAUAUUGUGAAACAGAACAAGAUUCGGUUUGUCCUAAAACUACAAACACUGCUCCUUUCCAAACCAAAAUGCUAUAUUCCACUUCAGAUUCUUAAUAAAUGUCGAUCCUACCUUUCCCUACCAAAGCCCCGGUCCAUCCUUUCGAUGAUCCAUCGUUACCCUACCAUUUUUGAAGUCUUCUCAAUUCCUACAGCACCUAUGCCAUUCAAUGCAUCUAAGUCAUUAUCACAACUCUGUGUCCGUCUAACCCCAGCUGCGGCUGCCCUUGCUGCUGAGGAAUCAAGUCUAAGAUCAGCCAUCUCUGAUUCCUUGGCUACCAAACUCCAGAAACUUCUUAUGCUUUCUUCUCAUCAUCGGCUAGUUCUGUCAAAGUUGGUUCACCUUGGUCCUGAUCUUGGUCUUCACCCUAACUUUCGGUCUCGUCUCUGCAAUGACCAUCCAGAAAAAUUCAAGACUAUAGAUACCUCUUAUGGUCGUGCACUUGAGCUUGUAUCCUGGGACCAAGACUUGGCAAAACCUUUGCCGUCUCUUCAAAUUCAAUCGCUUGGGCUGAUAGUAGACAGGCCUUUAAAGUUCAAACAUUUGAAUCUUCGGAAGGGGCUGAAUCUAAAGAGGCGACACCAAGACUUUUUGAUCAGAUUUAGAGAAAUUCCAGAUGUGUGCCCUUACAGUACCGCUGCCUUGGAAAUGCCAAAAGAGUCAAUUGAGGCAGAGAAAAGAGCUUGUUUGGUGGUGAGAGAAAUAUUAGGCAUGAUGGUUGAAAAGAGAACAUUAGUAGACCACCUGACACAUUUUAGAAAAGAGUUUGGUCUGCCCAACAAGUUGAGAGGGAUGAUUGUGAGGCACCCUGAGUUAUUCUAUGUGAGCUUGAAAGGGCAGAGGGAUUCUGUCCUCUUGGUGGAGGGCUAUGAUGAGAAUGGUUCCCUUUUAGACAAGAAGAAAGAAACUUUGGUGAUAAAGGAAAAGUUGAUGGAGUUGGUCAGGGAAAGCAAGAGGUUGAGAAGAGGGUGGAGGAAAGCUCACCGUAAUAACACUAGGAUUGAUGUCUGUAAUGGUGAUAACAGUGACGAUGAUGAUGAUGAUGAUGAUUAUGAUGAUGGCUUCCAGGAGUUGUUCAAGUCUGACGAUCUGGAUUUGGAUGACCUUGGUGGUGAGAAGAUUGAGACAUUAAACUACAGGGAGAAUGGUCAUUUUUGGACUGCAGAUGAUCUUAAAGGCAGAGAUGGGCAACUCUUGGAUCCUUGGUAG